Messenger RNA from Cryptomeria japonica (Japanese cedar), 891 nucleotides. RefSeq lists its product as uncharacterized. The transcript has a single exon. The record is from RefSeq and is a predicted model, not a curated record. The coding region runs from base 1 to 891 and encodes 296 amino acids. NCBI's taxonomy places the organism in Eukaryota, Viridiplantae, Streptophyta, Pinopsida, Cupressales, Cupressaceae.
AUGCCGAAAGGAUUCUUCAUUGUGGUUUUUGCUUCGGAAGAAGAACGGAAAAAGAUACUGGAAGGGGGAUUAUGGACCAUGAAUAAUAAGCUGUUGUAUAUCCAAAAAUGGUAUAAGAACUUCAAUCCAUUAAAAACGGAGCCCUAUGAGAAGCCAAUAUGGAUUCGAUUGAAUAAUCUGUCAAUGGAAUACUGGUCGGAAGAAGCCUUAGAAAAGAUAGGUAGAUCGAUGGGAACCCUAAUGGAGAUAGACACAGAAAUUGCGACUGGAAAUUUGUAUUUGUAUGCAAGGAUGAAAUUAGCGGCAGUCGGGAGAAUUCCACAAUUGAUAAAAUUGAGAAGUCAUGAUAUGGAAUGGUUACAAGUGAUCAAAAUAGAGGAGGAGAAAUAUUUUUGCUCUAUAUGCAGAAGAAGAAACCAUGAUUCAGAUAAGUGCAGAAAUAACAAAAAUGAGAAAAAGGUUUGGAGGGUAAAACAAGCAACGGGAAAUAAAAAGUCAGAAGAGCUACUUCAAAUAACAGUUAGAGAACAAGUUAAUGAAAAUCUUGAUAAGAAACAGAGUGGGGUGAGCCAGGAGGUGGAGGGAAAUAACAAAAAGGAUCUUGAAGAGAAGGCAUGUAAUUUAAAGUCAAAUUGUCAAAGUGAUAUCGGGUUGGAGGAAGAUGAAAUUUCUGAGGAGGACGAAGAUAAGGAUGAAUUAGAGAUAACAGACAUUAGGAAUAUAGGCCAGUCAAUGGUUAUACCAGUAGAGAAAGGGAUUAGAGGUAAAGGUUGGAAAUCUAACAAAAUGAAAAGAGAGGAGGAGGCGGCUAAGAAAGGAUUUCUUAGUGUAUCAGAAUUCUUGAAUAGGAAGAGUACCAAGGGAGUUAACAACUCCCUUGGGAAGCAAUGA